AUGGAGGAAGGGAAGGACAGAAAUAACAUUGGCGAACGGAUCAAAGCAAAGAUCGAAACUCGCACAAGAAUCCAAUGCGGCAACCUGGAGUUAGAUAUCACCGAGGCAGUGGCCGACAGGAAUGUUCAGGAGCAACAGGUAGAACGGGCAAGGACACCGUCGCCAGACCGGGACAUCCUGGAGCUGCACCCGAAGGACACGGAGGCGCAAGCGGCGGAGGCACAGGCAGAGGGAGCGGCAGCAGGCCAUGAGACGGAGGCACGCCCAGACUCACAAGCACCACAAGCGGAGUUAUUCACGAACGAGAUGGGGUGGAUCUUACCAAGGGAUGCAACGAUGUCCGCCAGGGCGGUCGACGAGAUUAAAGAAAGAUGGAACAGAAGGAGAAAGGGAAAGCAGCAGAGCAUAUUGGUAAAAGACGAGCGAAAGACGUGGAAGUUUUUUGCUUAUCCUCUCCAUUGUUCCAACAGCAAAUUGGGCAACAGUACCGACAGAACUUCCGCGGUAUUCAAGGAAUGGGACUACGAAAACCCGGCCACAGUGUUUGUGGCGAGCAGGAACAUAAAGGGCAUUUCGGUGAACAGGAGCCGACUGGAGGUGCCCGAACUGUCCGAUGCCAUGGACCGAAGGUGCCAGCACUUGGCCCAUGACGACAACACCCAAAUCCUCAGCUGGACAAAGCCCGUGGAGGAGAAAAAUCUCGAAGGCUACUUUGUCUACUGGUGCAACAAAACCACAUGCCAGGCGGACUCAACCACAGAGCUGAAGUACGAUUUAUCCGACAUGAGUCCGAAUCGAAUGGCCGUGGCGGCCAAUUAUGGUGCUGACAAGAGUGGCGGCAUGAAGUGGUUGCACGAGGACCAAGUGGGGGUCACCGGCAGGAUCCGGUAUGUGGAGGGCAUCCUUGCCCUGCUGGUGCUCGGUGUCUUCUUCCUCGGCGUCCGGAAGCUUCGGAAUAUGGCGAAGAUCGAUGUUAAAGUGCCCCCGGGAGUGCUGAUGCCUAGGGCGCCCUUCGACCCUGACCAGUCUCCGCUCAUACAACCCUAUCAGGGAAUUCCGCAUCCGAGAAUGCUCUAUUCAGACCUCAAGAAGACGGAACCCCCCGACGAUUACCCCGAUGUGCAGAUUGAAGUGGAGUUCGAGGUGGAGGUGGAGGAGGGGGAGGAGUCACAGGAACCAGAGCCAAUGGCACUGCCCUGCGGAUAUGUGUCCAAUGGAUAUGUGACCAUGAACACAGCAAAUCCCAUAUUGAGCGAUGGAUACAUUAAGCCACCGCCUCCGCGAUGACAUUUAGUCUUGUGGCGUUACAGUACUUACGCAUCGCUAUCAAUCAAUCAAUCAUAUUCACGCAAUCAUCCAGAGUUCCGCUGAAAACGUUUCUUAACUAUUUUCUUUAUCACAUCCUGGUAUUAUAAUUUAUUUGAGGCGUGAAACCCACCAACAACCCUGUAAAGCUUAUGUAUUUAUAUUCCUGAUCACCCAUUACAUAUCAAGUGACUAUGUAUGUAUAUAACACAACAGCUAGAGAAUUGAA
This is a messenger RNA of Drosophila elegans, 1534 nucleotides long. RefSeq lists its product as uncharacterized. The coding region runs from base 1 to 1287 and encodes 428 amino acids. The record is from RefSeq and is a predicted model, not a curated record. The transcript is spliced from 3 exons. NCBI's taxonomy places the organism in Eukaryota, Metazoa, Arthropoda, Insecta, Diptera, Drosophilidae. Gene Ontology annotation, cellular component: membrane. Gene Ontology annotation, molecular function: cytokine receptor activity.